Messenger RNA from Harpia harpyja (harpy eagle), 2246 nucleotides. RefSeq names its product solute carrier family 16 member 1 (gene SLC16A1). The transcript is spliced from 5 exons. Gene Ontology annotation, biological process: monocarboxylic acid transport; transmembrane transport. Gene Ontology annotation, molecular function: monocarboxylic acid transmembrane transporter activity. The record is from RefSeq and is a predicted model, not a curated record. Gene Ontology annotation, cellular component: membrane. Bases 136 to 1638 code for a protein of 500 amino acids. NCBI's taxonomy places the organism in Eukaryota, Metazoa, Chordata, Aves, Accipitriformes, Accipitridae.
CCGCUCUCCGCCCUCCGCGGCGCGGCGCGGCCCCUCCGCCCUUAUAGCGGCGGGGGCGGGGGCGGCGGCACUCGGCCGGCGGCGGCACGCGCAGAUCUUUGAACCCCAACUGAGUCUUCGCCAACUUGGUUCAAGAUGCCACCGGCCAUCGGAGGCCCUGUGGGAUACACUCCUCCUGAAGGAGGAUGGGGAUGGGCUGUGGUCAUCGGAGCCUUCAUCUCCAUUGGGUUUUCCUAUGCCUUCCCCAAAUCCAUCACCGUGUUUUUCAAAGAGAUUGAGGUCAUCUUCAAUGCGUCCAGCAGCAAAGUCUCGUGGAUCUCCUCCAUCAUGCUGGCUGUUAUGUAUGCAGGAGGUCCCAUCAGCAGCAUCCUGGUGAACAAAUACGGCAGCCGGCCCAUCAUGAUCGCUGGCGGCUGCCUCUCCGGGUGCGGGCUGAUAGCAGCCUCUUUCUGCAACACGGUGGAGGAGCUCUACUUCUGCGUUGGGGUCGUAGGGGGCCUUGGACUCGCGUUUAACUUGAACCCAGCCUUAACCAUGAUCGGCAAGUACUUCUUCAAGAAGCGUCCCCUGGCUAACGGGCUGGCGAUGGCAGGCAGCCCUGUGUUCCUCUCCACCUUGGCACCCGUGAACCAGCUCUUCUUCGGCAUAUUUGGCUGGCGCGGCAGCUUCCUCAUCCUUGGCGGUCUCCUGCUGAACUGCUGCGUCGCCGGAUCCCUGAUGCGGCCCAUAGGCCCCAAGCCAGAUCAGCUGAAGAAAGAGGCUGCUAAGGAGGUGCUGCAGGAAGCUGGGAAGGCGGUGAAAAAGGACGACGGUGACACCGGCACAGACCUCAUCGGUGGGAAGGCCAAGAAACAGAAGAGCACGUUUUUCCAGACCAUCAACAAGUUCUUGGACCUUUCCCUGUUCACGCACAGGGGCUUCCUGCUCUAUCUGUCGGGCAACGUGAUCAUGUUCUUCGGGCUAUUCACUCCCUUGGUCUUCCUCAGCAAUUACGCAAAGAGCAAGAAGAUUGCUAAUGAGUCUGCAGCCUUCCUGCUCUCCAUCCUGGCCUUCGUAGACAUGGUGGCCAGGCCUUCCAUGGGACUGGUGGCAAACACCAAGUGGAUCAGACCCAGAGUCCAGUAUUUCUUCGCCAUCUCUGUCAUUUACAACGGGGUGUGCCACCUCUUGGCCCCCAUGUCCACCACCUACGCCGGCUUCUGCAUUUACGCCGGCUUCUUCGGCUUUGCCUUCGGCUGGCUGAGCUCGGUCCUGUUUGAGACCCUGAUGGACCUGGUGGGAGCGCAGCGGUUCUCCAGCGCCGUCGGCCUGGUGACCAUCGUGGAGUGCUGCCCCGUGCUUCUGGGACCCCCUCUGCUAGGGAAGCUCAACGACAUGUACGGUGACUACAAGUACACGUACUGGGCCUGUGGGAUCAUCCUCAUUGUCUCUGGGAUCUACCUCUUCAUCGGGAUGGGCAUCAACUACCGCCUGGUGGCAAAGGAGCAGAAGGCGGAGGAGAAGGCGAGGAACGAAGGGAAGGAGGAGGAGACCAACAUCGAUGAGGCCGAGAAGCAGAAAGAGGCAAACAACGACGUGGCCCCCUCGCCUCAGAAGAGCGCGGAGGAUGGUGUCAAAGAGGAGGAGAGCCACAUGUGAGGGACCGGUCUCAAUCCCGGAGUGUCGGGGAAGCGCCGCUGCCCUGGCGCGGGGCUGGGGCAGUGCUCCGCUGGCGCUGGGCGGCCGUGAGAAGUGUUUAAACCAGGUGUUCAUUUUUAACCAGGCUCUGAAUUGUCUUUCCAUCUGUGUUCAACAAAGGUAACAGGGCUACGCACACAGUAUCCUCGUGUGUCGGGGGGCAGGGGGGCUUUUUAUAGGCUGGCUUUUUAACAGUAACACGAAUGUACUAAUACGUGCCUUACAGUCUUCAUAUCUAGCUGAAUCUGGAUGAGCCUUAACUCUAAACCGUGCUUUAGCUCUGUAUUCUGCUUGGGGUGGGGGUGGGGGGGUGUAUGCGUGUGUUUGAGGGAGUUUUGUUGUUAAAAAGCCAUAAAAAGCAGGAUACUGGAUUUGUUGAAGCACGAUGGGCUUCAGGGCCAGCCCUGGAUGAAUACUGCUUCACACGCUUCUUACCGCAGGCCCUCCGCGGAGGGGGAGAUCCGGGCAUGGGGCAGGGUGGUCUUCGGCUCCCGUGCCCGGUGCCUCCUGGCUCUGUAGGUGGUCUUUAGGUAUGUUUUGAAAACACUUUAGCUACUGUAGUUCUUUAA